Messenger RNA from Sphaeramia orbicularis (orbiculate cardinalfish), 5822 nucleotides. It is a transcript of the gene mios, whose product is annotated as missing oocyte, meiosis regulator, homolog (Drosophila). The coding region runs from base 161 to 2797 and encodes 878 amino acids. The transcript is spliced from 12 exons. Gene Ontology annotation, cellular component: cytoplasm. Gene Ontology annotation, biological process: cellular response to amino acid starvation; positive regulation of TORC1 signaling. Lineage: Eukaryota; Metazoa; Chordata; Actinopteri; Kurtiformes; Apogonidae. Gene Ontology annotation, molecular function: protein binding. The record is from RefSeq and is a predicted model, not a curated record.
UUUUGAUGAUACACAUAACAUUCAGUAGCACUGAAGUUGUCGAUCUUCGUCAUGUGUUUAUCAAAGUGGUACUUGCUCGCCAGUGUUUACAGUUUGAAUGUUUGUUGUUGCCUGGUUAGAGGUCAGAUAUCUUUGAGACGCUUCUAGCUGCUUCUGAAUCAUGAGUGGCUCUAAGCCAGACAUCUUUUGGUCUCCUCACCAUCCUGAUCGCUAUGUCAUCUGUGACUCUGAGCUAGGCCUUUACCGAAUUGGACCUGUAGGAAGUGCAGAAGCCAAGGCUGGUACACUCCCUCUCUCUGAAGAAACUGCUGCUACUUUACUCGCCAUUAACUCUGACACCCCUUACAUGAAAUGUGUGGCCUGGUACCCAAAGCAUGAGCCUGAGUGUUUGCUUGCUGUGGGUCAAGCUAACGGCAGAGUCGUCCUCACUAGCUUGGGCCAGAGCCACAACUCCACAUGUAAAGAGCUUGUGGGAAAAGAGUUUGUGCCCAAACAUGCUCGUCAAUGCAACACUUUAGCAUGGAACCCUGUGGACAGCAAUCUUUUGGCUGCUGGGUUGGACAAACACAGAGCAGAUUUUUCUGUCCUCAUAUGGGAUAUUAGCAGUAAGUUCUCCCCUGAGGCAAGUGUAGCAGCUGAAAAGAUUCGCCUUUCAUCUGUAGAUUUGGACUCGGGCACAGUAGUUACCAAACCGUUGUACGAGUUGGGACAGAAUGAUGCCUGUCUUUCCCUCUGCUGGCUACUUCGUGACCCAAAGCUGCUCCUGGCCGGCAUGCAUCGAAACCUUGCCAUCUUUGACCUGAGAAACACAAGCCAGAAAACAUUUGUCAACACCAAGGCUAUCCAGGGGGUGACAGUCGACCCACAUUUUCCUGACAGAGUCGCCUCUUUUUUUGAAGGACAGGUGGCCAUUUGGGACCUGAGGAAAUUUGAGAAGCCUGUGCUUACUUUGACCGAGCAACCCAAACCACUCACUAAGGUGGCUUGGUGUCCAACUCGUACUGGUCUGCUGGCCACUCUUACACGUGACAGCAACAUCAUCCGCCUGUACGAUAUGCAACACACACCAACCCCAAUUGGUGAUGAGACAGAGCCCACCAUCAUUGAGCGGUGUGUCCAGCCCUGUGACAGCCAGAUCGGCAGCUUUGCUUGGCACCCGUCUUCUCAGAACCGCAUGGUGGUGGUGUCAGCAGCCAACAGGGUUAUGACAGACUUCACAGUAUUUGAACGUAUCUCAUUGGCCUGGAGCUCCACCACGUCACUCAUGUGGGCGUGUGGCAGACACCUUUAUGACUGUGUGGAGGACGGGGCUGAUGGACUGAAGAGCACAAUAGAGAAAGACAUUGCCACGAAGAUGAGGCAGAGAGCGCAGUCCAGAUAUGGACAUGAUACCGUCCAGUUGUGGAAGAACCACCUGCUGGCUGGAGGAAAUGAUCCCCAGCUCAAGUCUCUGUGGUAUGAUCUAUCCUAUAUGAAGCAGUGUGCAGAGGAUAUGGAGCUGAAACUGCAGGGGAACAAGCAGUCUGUAGUCUACUCUGGUAUCAAGAACAUUGUAAAAACCAGCUCAGGUGCAUCUGAGAGUCGCAGGUGCUGGAGUGGCUCCGACCGUCAGACAGACGUACCACGAUACCACAGUGACGAGCGCAGCCUGGCCCUGCGGCUCUGUGGCUGGAUCAGCCGGGGCUCCGAUGUGGACGUGGAGCCCUUCCUCCGAUCUCUGGAGCAGGAGAGGGAGUGGGAGCGAGCAGCUGCCGUGGCUCUUUUCAACCUGGACAUCAGACGAGCCAUUCAGAUCCUCAACAAAGGAGCCACUGCUGAGAAAGGUGACCUAAACUUGAACGUUGUUGCCAUGGCGCUGUCGGGCUACACCGAUGAGAAGUCGUCUCUGUGGAGGGAGAUGUGCAGCUCCCUGAGGCUGCAGCUCAAGAACCCCUACCUCUGUGUUAUGUUUGCCUUUCUCACCAGUGAACCUGGAGCCUAUGACGGCGUGCUGAAUGAGAGCAGUGUGGCUGUGAGGGACCGAGUAGCCUUUGCCUGUAUGUUUCUCAGUGAUGCACAGUUGCCUCGAUACAUUGACAAACUCACCAAUGAGAUGAAGGAGGCGGGUAACCUGGAGGGCAUCCUCCUGACGGGGUUGACCAAAGAUGGAGUAGACCUGAUGGAGAGCUAUGUCGACCGCACUGGAGAUGUGCAAACUGCUAGCUUCUGUAUGCUUAAGGGUUCCCCAGGUGAGGUUCUGAAGGACCCUCGUGUCCAGUGCUGGAUCGACAACUACCGUAACCUGCUGGAUGCAUGGAGAUUCUGGCACAAACGGGCCGAGUUUGACAUCCACAGGGGAAAACUGGACCCAAGCUCCAAACCACUGGCACAGGUGUUUGUGAGCUGCAACUUCUGCGGGAAAUCCAUCUCUUACAGCUGCUCGGCAAUGCCUCACCAGGGACGCGGUUUCAGCCAGUACGGGGUCAGUGGAUCUCCCACCAAGUCCAAAGUGACCAGUUGCCCUGGCUGCAGGAAACCACUACCACGAUGUGCCCUCUGCCUUAUGAACAUGGGCACACCGGUGUCCAACUGCCCUGGCACAGGGAAGUCAGAUGAGAAGAUGGAUUUGACAAGGGAGAACAAACUCGCCCAGUUCAAUAACUGGUUCACCUGGUGUCACAACUGUCGACAUGGAGGCCAUGCUGGCCACAUCCUCAGCUGGUUCAGAGACCACACAGAGUGUCCUGUGUCGGCUUGUACAUGUAAAUGCAUGCAGCUUGACACCACUGGGAACCUGGUACCUUCAGACAGCAGCUAAACAUGAGUCAGAUUCUGAGACCAAACAUCAGCAAGAAGCCAACCAGCAGAGGCACAUCGCUGCACCCAGUACAUGGAGACCCCUGAAAGGACAAAGGGUGUCAUCAGUGUCCACCUCCGAAGAGGCUGCUUGAAUUAGCACAAAAUAGUGUUGAGAUAUAAUCUAGUGAAUGUAACAUUAUAACAUAUAAAGAAGGGAGGCCGUGUGUGAACGCGUGUGUGUGUUACUGAUGUGACUAACUGAAUCAAUGAAAGAAAAGGGAGCAAACACAGCUCUGCUAAUGGAAAUCUGAAAUCCCACUCAGGAGUAAUACAAGAAGAGACUCUGCUCUAAUUGCCUCUUCCAGUCUAACCUGAAUCAGGCUAUUGUGAUUGAUUUAAAUAAUCAAAUAUCCGUUCACACAUCACAUUGUAAAAAGAUGUGAUCACAGGUGCCAAUACAUAGGAGCUAUAUUUUGUGACUUGUGUUUUAAUAUUUAAUAUCUUUGUUUAUGUAACAAAGGGUCUUCACAUACCUCAUAUAAGCAUUGUUCACCAUUAAGGAUGUUACCUCGAGUGAGAAGAGUAUUGUACUAAAAAGGGUGGAAAUGUACUUGCUUUUAAACCAUGUGUUUGUGUUCACACAGUGAUGGCCUUGCAUACCUUGAGCUCACUGAGAGCAUCAGUUGUGUUCAUCCUCAGAAAUUGCAGCACACAAAAGGAGUUUGCAUUUUGGCUGUCACAGCAUUGAGUUUUUGGAUCCAAAAGAGGUAGAGCUGCAGUAGCACAAGGUUUCAGAGCCAUUUGUUAGGGGUUAUGGCUGAGCUCAUGUUAAAGCUUAUUGAAUUGGUAAAAUAGUAAACUUCAAGCAUUUGCAUUAAAGGUCAGUUGCACUUGAACAAAUGGUAAAGACAAAGGCUUCAUGGGCCUCCAGGCAGUAAUGAAAAAUAGUAAAAGAGGUGGUCUUUGGUGAAGGGCAUGUCAAUGCACAAAAAAUACAAAAACCAAGGCACUCUUGUAAUUUUAAAAUGCAGGGGGACAAAGGUAGGGGGACAAAUGUUGAUGAGGCCAGCAGGCUGAAACGCGUUGGGGCUCAGUGAGGUCCACUCAGACAUGCCUUAAUUAAUAAAGGCAUUUUAAAAUUAUAAAAGAGUGCCUUGGUUUUUGUAUUUUUUGUGCAAAGGUCAAUUGCAAGUCAAUUACCAAACUCAAAAAUCCUGAUUGGGUAGACAUGCGAGCUGUUUUGCACACCUGCCAAACAAAGCUAGCACAGCGGACUAAAAUCUCUUUAAUGGACCACCAAAACACCAAAAGGUCCAAAUAAAGCGGAUGAGAUUGUCGACUUCAAUUAUUGAUGAGAGAAGUUCAGUAUAAGUAUGGCAGGCAGAGUUUUUUGGAACCAACGCCUAGAGGCUGUGUUACUUUUAAAGAUAUGUGAGUAUUGGCUUCAUCUUGGUGUGCUAACCACUCACAGGCUAAACUUACAUCAGUAAACUUGAACUAUUGUUUAGUGUCCAAACUUACCAUGAGAUGUGCACACAGUUCAUUGCAUGACACGGGCCACUGGGGAUUCAUGCACACCUACCUUGAAGUGUAAUGAAAUGGACAUUGAACAAGUUUCCACACCUAGAGGUUGUUUGAAUUGGUCCAAAUCUGCCAGCUAUUGUAAAAGCUAGUAUUAUGUAUGCUCUCCCAUGCCUGUGUGAAAAGUAACUGUGUCUCUAGAAGAAGCUGCUUAGCUUAGAUUUCUUGAGGUCAAAUCAAGUUGUCACCAUCAAAAAACUGUUCCAAAGUUCAUUUGGAAUUGUACCAAGACCACUGUCUCUAAGCGGGCUUGGUAUGGUUGUUCCUAUCUAGGUCUGUGUGCCAUGUCUGUGUUUGUACCUGCUUAAGGGCCUCAAUUCUAAUAGACUAGAGGGACUAAAGUCCUACCCCCAGCACCUGAUGUAACUGGUUUGUAGUUCUAGAGCAGUACAUUUUUGAUGCCAUGGAAGGUAGUUUUUCUGUCCAUGAGCCAGUUCUUUGGCUGUUGAAACAGUAAGACCUGGUUUGAGAAUAGUCACUAGCCCUCUGUGAUAAAGGGGUAUAUGCGAACAUGCAGCUGGUUGUCUAUGCAAACGCAUAAUUAAAAAGCAAGUACAUCUCUAGGAUCACACUCCUUUGCUCUCUUCAUGUUCCUCUAUGCCACUCUUCAUGUGGCAUUGUGCAGGAAGGCUUCCAGUGAGGGGGCAAUUUGGGGUGAGGAACAGGAGAAGGUAGGGGUGGUGGGUGAAGGAGGAUGGGGGGAGGGAAGGGAGGGAGUGGAGGGGUGCGUCUGUAUUCAGCAGCUCACUCUAGGCCUGUGGUCCAUGAAAGAAGCUCCCCAGAAAACAGCAGCUGCUCGGCACUCUGACAAGACCCUCCAGAUUGUUCCCUUCAUAAAGGACCUCAGCUGCCGGAACACUAUUGACUCAAAGAGAAGGCUAGAGAGCAGACAGCCUGAGCCCCCCUCCUAGCCACCCACCCCUUCAACACCCUCUGACAUACACACACUCGCCCCUACUCUUUCUUUCUCCUCUCCUUCUCUGGUGCCCAAAUUGCACCCAAAAACCAUACACGCCAUACAUCAAUCUGAAGAUGGGCGCCGUCUGUGGGGGUGGUGAGUGUGUGUGUGGGGGGGUAACCACUGUGUGUUAGCCACAUUAUAAAUGGUUUUUUUCUCUUUUCUCUGCCACCCUCUCCCCUCUGCCACUAACCUAGGGAGGCAUUGUAAGUGAGAGGCCGCCUGCACCAGAGCUGGCUAAAUUACUUAGUCAUGGAGUAGGGAGGAGGUGAGGAGGGACUGCAGGGCACCAGGAGUGACUGUACUGUAUGCUAUUUUCACCACAAUCUCUUCCUGGUGUGGGAGGUUUCACCAGUCUGCAUGCCCUUUUGUGAACUAUUUCAGAGGCGAGCUGACAAAUUGGCGAGCAGCAUCGUGCCCCUCUAAACAAAAGUGGCUGAAAUUUCAUUCUUUCAGUGUGUCUUGUGUUUUUCCAUUUAAAAUAAAUCCCAUCAAAUUGAGCACA